AUGGUCAAGAUUGCCAUCGCUGGAGGAUCCAGCACUGUCGCCAACGAGAUUAUUGACGCUCUGGUUGCUACUCAGCGACACGAAAUUGUCAUUUUUUCUAGAAAGGUUCAUAAUACACCCCUACUCUUCUGGGCAGCUGAAUUGAUAAUUGACAUGAUAGUACAGGAUAUACCGACUGAGAAGACGGCCCUGGGAAUAACCUGGAAAAACACAACCUAUCAAGAUAAAGACCAGUUGGUCGAGGCUCUCGACGGAGUGCACACGGUCCUUUCUUUCCUUGUGACGCAGGAGGACCCAGCGAGCAUCGCUCAGAAGAACCUCAUCGACGCUGCAAUCCAAGCAGGUGUUAAGCGAUUUGCCCCUAGCGAGUGGGCCUGGUACAUUUCCCUUUUGCUAGUCCUUGAAUACACGCUAUUUCAGCCGGGCACAUUUGUGAACUACUUAACACAUCCUUAUCAGUCCGCUAAACACGUUCCUUCGAUGGAGCUCUUCUUCGACUUCGAAAAUCGACGUGCUAUCUUCAUGGACGACGGUGACAAUGAUCGGAUGUCCUUCAUUACUGUGCAAGACUUCACCAAGGUAAUUGUCCAGGCUGUUGAAUUUGAAGGUGAGUGGCCUGUUAUUGGUGGCAUUCGAGGUACCGACAUCUCUAUUGGAAAUUUGAUUGCGCUGGGCGAAAAAGUUCGCGGUGGCGCGAAAUUCCAGGUGGAAAGAGUGAAGGCACAAGACCUUCAAAACGGAACGUGGAGUACCUCAUGGGUCCCGAGGAUCGAUCAUCCUUCAAUUCCCCGAGAGCAAAUCGACGCGAUGUCGAGAAUCGUCUGUGCCGGAAUAUUACUAGCCACCCACGAUGGUGCCUACUCUGUUUCCGACGAGUGGAAUCGAUUGCUACCAAGCUUUCAGCCAACCCCUAUUGAGAAAUUUCUGGCGGAGUCGUGGCAUGAUAAGCCCUGA
Molecule: messenger RNA, 954 nt
Organism: Penicillium waksmanii
Lineage: Eukaryota; Fungi; Ascomycota; Eurotiomycetes; Eurotiales; Aspergillaceae
Product: NAD(P)-binding protein
Exons: 4
Coding region: 1-954 (317 amino acids)
Source: RefSeq, a predicted model, not a curated record